AUGACUCAACUCUCCACUACGUCCCCCUUCCACUACGUCCCCCUUCCACUACGUCCCCCUUCCACUACGUCCCCCUUCCACUACGUCCCCCCUCCACUACGUCCCCCUUCCACUACGUCCCCUUCCACUACGUCCCCCUUCCACUACGUCCCCCUUCCACUACGUCCCCUUCCACUACGUCCCCCUCCACUACGUCCCCCUCCACUACGUCCCCCCUCCACUACGUCCCCCUUCCACUACGUCCCCCUCCACUACGUCCCCCUCCACUACGUCCCCCUCCACUACGUCUCCCUCCACUACGUCCCCUUCCACUACGUCCCCUUCCACUACGUCCCCUUCCACUACGUCCCCUUCCACUACUUCCACUUCCACUACGUCCCCCUUCCACUACGUCUCCCUUCCACUACGUCCCCCUUCCACUACGUCCCCCUUCCACUACGUCCCCCUUCCACUACGUCCCCCUCCACUACGUCCCCCUUCCACUACGUCCCCCUUCCACUACGUCCCCCUUCCACUACGUCCCCCCUCCACUACGUCCCCCCUCCACUACGUCCCCUUCCACUACGUCCCCUUCCACUACGUCCCCCUCCACUACGUCCCCUUCCACUACGUCCCCCUCCACUACGUCCCCCUUCCACUACGUCCCCCUCCACUACGUCCCCCUCCACCACGUCCCCUUCCACUACGUCCCCCUCCACUACGUCCCCCUCCACUACGUCCCCCUCCACUACGUCCCCCUCCACUACGUCCCCAUCCAAUACGUCCCCCUCCACUACGUCCCCCUCCACUUCAACCCUCCAAUACGUCUCCCUCCACUACGUCCCCCUCCACUUCAACCCUCCACUACGUCCCCCUCCACUACGUCCCCCUCCACUACGUCCCCCUCCACUACGUCCCCCUCCACUACGUCCCCCUCCACUACGUCCCCUUCCACUACGUCCCCUUCCACUACGUCCCCCUCCACUACAACCCUCCGGUUCAACCCUCCACUACAUCUCUCCUCUCAACCAUUCUGGCCACCAGAGGGCAGCACAACCAAGCAGAAGUCAGAUAUCAAGAGGAGGAGAGUAA
Salvelinus fontinalis (brook trout) is the source of this 1071-nucleotide messenger RNA. RefSeq lists its product as uncharacterized. The transcript has a single exon. The record is from RefSeq and is a predicted model, not a curated record. The coding region runs from base 1 to 1071 and encodes 356 amino acids. Lineage: Eukaryota; Metazoa; Chordata; Actinopteri; Salmoniformes; Salmonidae.